CUUUUAACAAAAAUUCUCAUAUUAAACCUCUACCCGAAAAAAUUGUUCUACCAGGGUGGGAAUUGCAGCAUGGCAACUCACGCUUCACGCUUUCAACGGCGAUGCAAAUUCCAUCCAGAGAAAUCACACCCUUCCUUAAAUCACGCUACUAUAAAUAAAAAGCAACAAUCCAAAGCCAACUCUCAGUGAGUGCAAAGUGACCUGGUCAUCGGAGAGAAAAGGCCGAACCACCCCUCAUUCAGAAGUUUUAAUAGCCCGCCGCAAUAUAGUUCAGUAGAUCAGCGAUGACUUAUAGUUGAGCAUCAUUCAAAUGUGUCACGGCAGACGGGAGGCGCUGGUCCAAUCAGGAAAUCGGAUGAAGAUUCUGCGAAUGGACAACUGGGGAGUUUCAUUCGGUUAGUCAGCUCUAAACCUUGGAAGAUCUUUUUUGCCCAUGUGCACAACCACCUGUAACAGCGCAUGGGAUUAAGACGGUGAUGGGCAGUAUUGGACUCGGUUUUUGAAACUUCAUGAUUCUAUAAUUAGGAGCUGAUGGAAAUUUUCCUCCUGUUCAUUCUAUCAUGCCUCUGCAUGAACAUUCAGUGUCUGGAGGAAGAAAAUGGCAGAGCGAGGAGGCCAAUCAUCAAAAGACAGAUUAUUUUCCAAUCAAGACCAUGUGUUACUCCAGAGAGACAACCUGGUGUUUGCAGUGCUAUAGCGCGAUGUCCUCAACUGAUGUUGGACCUCAAUCGUCUUCGCAGAUCUGUUUGCAUGCAGAACCUAAUCGUUCUUGGAGUAUGCUGUCCAGUCAUACAGCCUGUCACCACAGUUGCACCAGCAAGCUCAUCAAAUUCCACCGAGCCCACCACCACCACCACAACGCCUGCACCCACGACCACCCCACCGACGACCAAUUCAUCCGACUACAACGGGGACGCCAUGGACACCUUCAUCUCCGGUAUCAUCGAAUCUCCCCCCAUGCACUACAUCUCCUACAGCAGGCCUGACAGUAUCAUGAGCUACAAGCCCUUCGAUAACCAGCCAUUUGACUUGACCCCUUCCCACUCGGAACCAUCUGCAAGAUGCGGAAUUGGAGGGAGAAACGCAAGGGUAGUUGGAGGACAUGAAAGCUACCCUGGACAGUGGCCAUGGAUGGCUGCUCUAUUUAUUAUCACAGCAAGAGGAAAAGAGUAUUGGUGUGGGGGUUCCUUAAUAAACAAUUUGUAUAUUUUAACUGCAGCUCACUGUUUGUCAGAUAGGAGAGGAUACAAGUACCAUCCUCGUCAGGUAGUGGUGAGGCUAGGAGAGCAUCAUUUACUAAAUUCAGAUGGUAAAGGCAUCCAAGAAUACCCCGUCGAGGCCUUAAUUCCGCAUCCACAGUUUCAAAGGAAUGGGUUUUAUAAUGACAUUGGCAUCGUCAAGUUAGCGCGUCCUGUGAAAUUCACGGACUACAUCCAGCCGGUGUGUCUACCAUCGGGUAAAUCUACGCAGUCCAUGGUUGGAAAAAUGGCCACUGUCGUUGGAUGGGGAGCCAUGAAUUAUGGUACUCGUGGCACUGGCUCAAUGCACCAAGUAUCGAUGCCUAUCUGGGAUAAUAAAGACUGCGAUUCAAGAUAUUUCCAACCUAUUACGAGGAACUUCAUAUGCGCUGGAUACAAUGAAGGUGGAAAGGAUGCUUGCCAGGGCGAUUCUGGUAGUCCCCUCAUGGUACCAAACAAUGCAAGGGAAUGGACUGUGGUAGGAAUCGUAUCAUUUGGAACCAAAUGUGCAUCUCCAGGAUAUCCGGGGGUCUAUACGCGUGUGUCCGAAUACAUCGACUGGAUACGUCAGAAUACAAUCUGAAAAGUGGCUGAACAGUUAAACGGACAUGAAGUCUGUUCCAAAGAACAUCAUUAUGCGACUAGAACACAAAAAAAACAACAACACAAGCUCAAAGAAGCUUACAAAGCUCUCAUAUCCAACACAUUUCUACAGAGCUAAUAACCAAACAAAAAAUUGUCUUCCAGUUGCAACUGUUUCAUUGACUCUUUCAACCAGCAUGUCUGAUAUAAUGUGGCUGCCAAAGGACAUGUAGGACAUUUUCAUUGGACAAAAAAAAGAAA
Argiope bruennichi is the source of this 2081-nucleotide messenger RNA. Its product is annotated as clotting factor B-like. The record is from RefSeq and is a predicted model, not a curated record. The transcript has 10 exons. Bases 532 to 1821 code for a protein of 429 amino acids. Gene Ontology annotation, molecular function: serine-type endopeptidase activity. NCBI's taxonomy places the organism in Eukaryota, Metazoa, Arthropoda, Arachnida, Araneae, Araneidae. Gene Ontology annotation, biological process: proteolysis.